This is a messenger RNA of Archocentrus centrarchus (flier cichlid), 2080 nucleotides long. RefSeq names its product LSM family member 14B (gene lsm14b). The coding region runs from base 672 to 1748 and encodes 358 amino acids. The transcript is spliced from 7 exons. Gene Ontology annotation, molecular function: mRNA binding. The record is from RefSeq and is a predicted model, not a curated record. NCBI's taxonomy places the organism in Eukaryota, Metazoa, Chordata, Actinopteri, Cichliformes, Cichlidae.
AGCUGCAGUCUACAGUGCCACCGCAGUCGGACCAUUUCACUGGAAAUGAACGACAGCGCUUAGAGAGUUGUACCUUGUGGAGCGUUAGCACUCCAGGAAAACUGUUUGAGAGUUCCUGUGCACUAUCACAGGUCUUUGCAGAUUUUUGAAUUGGAGGUUUUCAGACUUUGAGCGAUCCAAAAUGGCUGCGUUGAUGUUAUUUUUCCAGGACACCCGCAGUAACCGCCUGGUGCUCGGAGACAGUAGUGAUGUGAAACUACCAGGGUAGCAAACUUUUGAGAGUGCAGAUCAGCACUUAGGCAGUCAGUUUACACGACUGUUUUUGCAUCAUAAGCUUUUAACGCCAUGAAUGUGACUUUUAUUGCAACUUAUAAAAUUUAUCAAAAAAAUGUUUAUAUGAAUACAAUAUGCACCACAAACACUAUCAACAUUAAUGAUCUAAAUCAUAAUUUACACAAAAUAUCAAUCGCAUGGGUCACAAAUUUGUUAAAAGGGACCAGUGGUGAUUGACAUUUAAAUUAUUGUCAACAACGGCUCUAAUUGCCAGGUGCCUCAAUCAGGUCAGCUGUGGACGCCUAUAAAUUGUUUCCGGUUCCUCCAUGACUUUGAAAUGUGCCGUGUGACGAGCCUUUAUAGAAGUUUGUAGCAACUGUCCCGAAUAGUCUUCAGCCAUGGCGUCAUCAAAGCCAUACAUUGGCUGUAAAAUAUCACUCAUUUCAAAAGCCCAAAAUCGCUAUGAAGGGAUUUUGUAUACCAUUGAUGCAGCGAACUGCACAGUAGUUAUGGCAGGAGUCAGGUGUUUUGGAACUGAGGGUCGACCAACAGACAGGCCAACGCCACCCAAAGAUGAUGUCUAUGAGUACAUUACCUUUAGGGCAAGUGAUAUUAAGGAUAUUACAUUAUGUGAACCUCCAAGAUCUCACCAUGGCCUGCCACCAGAUCCUGCAAUAAUACAGACAUCCGGUUCAGGCUCUUCAGGCGUCUACUCUGCUCUUGGAUCAGUCAGCCCCUUAAGGAUGCCUACCUACAACCAGCUUGCUGCUGGCUCUCUGCUUAAUCAGCAGUAUGCUGCAGCUCUCGGCCUUGGACCUUUACUUCAAGGCUUGCAUGUUCAAAGGGGCCCCAUGGUAGAAAAGGCUGUUCAAACAGUCAGAGUAAAAACAUUUAGGCAGAGGAGAGGUGUGAGUGCAUCCCAGCAGCAGGAGCAGCAGCAACAGAAUCAGGAACAACCAGGCCCCAGUGUGUCCACUUCUCAACAAGACACUCAGCAGCAAAAUACUGAAACCAGGCCACCUGCUAGAAAAAGGAAAGGACCUCGACGGCGCAGGAACCGCAGGAGAGGCCAGCUGAUGGUGGCUAAUGCUCCAUCGCCCACACUUAAAUUUGACACUGACUUUGAUUUUGAUUCCUCAAAUGCACAAUUCAUUAAGGAGGAGCUUGAAGAGAGGGUCCAGGACAGGCGGGUUGUAAAAGAUAGAGAUUAUGAGGUAAAGGAAGCUGAAGGGUUCCACCUGACUUCAGAGGAUGAUCAGUUUGGACCAAAAUGCUACUAUGACAAAUCAAAGUCUUUCUUUGACAACAUCCCGUCUGAUAAUGGACUCAGGCUAACAUGGGCCGAAGAGCGAAAGCGCAAUCUGGAGACUUUUGGAGUCCCUGGACGUUUCCUGAGGGGCCAAGGAUUCAGAGGUGGUUAUACUAGACAAAGAGGACGGGGAGCUGCUCAAGGAAACACAAGUGGACAGCUGUAAAGAUCAAUUUGAAACCAAGGCACUAAAGUAAAGCCACCCACAUUUCUUAUCUUAUCUGUUUGUUACACUGAGUGGAAGGGACUGUUUCCUCUGUAAGCAUCUUGUUUCUCCCAGUGAACCCCCCCCCCCUUUUUUUUUUUGUUUUUUUUUUUUGACAGACCCUUUUGAUUUUUAGCACAGUAAGGAAAUUAUGAGUGCCUUGACAAAGGCUGCAUUGCAUUUGGGAGGAGUCAUGUGCUCAUGUUGGUUCACUCUUGAUUUACUAGGAUACAUGAACUAAGCCAUCAUUAUUACAGCUGUGCUGUGACCACCAGAAUGUUGAUUCAAGUCUA